CGACAGAAAGAGACCGAUAUUGCUACGACGUUCGCAUAUCUCAUUAUCACUGAGAGGUCUGUGUUAACUGGACGGAAAGCAAAUCUAUAUGAAAUCAUCGAUCGGUGACCAAAUUAGUUGACCUCUGCUUGUAAACUGCGUGUACGCACAAUAAAAUUGCUUGGUUAUGGAUCAUACCUCUAUGAAUGUUGUGACGCCCUAGUACCGCUGAGUGCACGGCUUUGAGAUAUUUUGCUUGUUGUAAAAUUGAGGUUGUAGGAUUUUAGUAUCGCAUCGAGAUUGCUACUUACUCUGCAGCGCUUAUGUCCUGGUGCACUGUGCUCGUGCUUGUUCUUCAUAUUUAAUUAUUUUUUGCAACACAUUCGUCAAAAAUCGACCUGCUUAUUUCCGUCUAACUUCUGAUCUCUUAAUAUACUAAAGAGAGUGUCCUGAGUAAUCUGUUGAUAUGCCACUCAAGCGCACUCCACCUCUCUCUAAAUCAAAGACUAUUUUGGAGCCUACUGCGAGCUCGAGUUGUGGAGAUAGUGACAAUGGAAAAUCGCCAUACAUUACGCGAUCGCCUUCUCCCCUGGAAUUUACGUCGUCUAACCUGACUCUGAGGCAUUGUGAAUCGGUACCUGCGCUCGCUCAGUUGCAUGAAGAAAAAGUAAAGCGCAACAAAAGGAAAUUUGAAGGUCAUGACCACAGUGAUAUGCGCUCUUUUAUGGCGGAAAUGAGAUUGCAGUUUUCUACCUUUACUGAUAACCAGGAUAAGCAGUUAAGAGUGCUGCAGGAGUCUAUAACUUCCAUCAAGGAGCAAAACUCGGAUAUUUUUAAAUCUAUUGAAUUUAUCUCAAAGAAGUAUGAUGAAAUUACGGUUAAGCUACAAAAAAUCGAGAAAGAGCGAGAAAACAACUUAAAUUACAUAAUGUCGUUAGAGGAUAAAAUUGAUUUUAUGGAAAAAAAAUCACGUGCUACGUACCUGGAAAUUCGAAAUAUCCCCAGAAGUGAUAAAGAAACUAAAGAUAACCUAUGUUUAAUCCUUGUCAAAAUAGCUAAAACUUUAAACAUUACCCUAGAUAUGAGAGACAUCAGAGAUAUUUACCGUAUUAACAACUCCAAUUCGGAAAAUAAACACAGACCAAUAAUUGUGGAAUUGGGUAGCGUUAUCCUAAAAAAUAAUUUUCUUUCGGCAAUAAAAAAGUUUAACAAGGUUAAAGGAGCAGAGAAACUUAAUACACAACAUAUUAAUAUGGAAGGUAGUCCUAACUUUAUAUAUAUCAGCGAAUCCUUAACUCAAAAACUUAAAAGACUUUUUUAUCUCUCAAGAGAGUUUGCAAAGGCAAACGAUUACAACUAUUGCUGGACCGCAAAUGGCAACGUGUACCUUCGCAAACAAGAGGGAGCUGCUCAUAUUCGGAUCAACUCUGAGGCUGACCUAGAUAAGAUAUUGGAAACCAAAUGACUAGUAAUUAAUUAUAAAAAUGAUAAUUUUGCUACUUUCUGUUGCUAUUGUGUCACUCUUUAUAUAUAUAACUUACGUACCUCAAUAUUCUGUUGUCACUUGCUAAUCUUAGUUAAUACUCUUUCACACAAACACUACAAUCUACAUUUAUCCAUAAUUACAAUUAAAUCAUACUACUCC
Messenger RNA from Chilo suppressalis (striped riceborer), 1624 nucleotides. Lineage: Eukaryota; Metazoa; Arthropoda; Insecta; Lepidoptera; Crambidae. The record is from the annotation of a GenBank genome assembly.